This is a messenger RNA of Poecilia latipinna (sailfin molly), 1393 nucleotides long. Its product is annotated as interferon regulatory factor 6-like. NCBI's taxonomy places the organism in Eukaryota, Metazoa, Chordata, Actinopteri, Cyprinodontiformes, Poeciliidae. Gene Ontology annotation, cellular component: nucleus. Gene Ontology annotation, biological process: immune system process; regulation of transcription by RNA polymerase II. The record is from RefSeq and is a predicted model, not a curated record. The coding region runs from base 149 to 1393 and encodes 414 amino acids. The transcript is spliced from 8 exons. Gene Ontology annotation, molecular function: DNA-binding transcription factor activity, RNA polymerase II-specific; RNA polymerase II cis-regulatory region sequence-specific DNA binding; protein binding.
CAUCGUUUUUCGUCGGCCUGCCUCGUCUGAGUUGACUCUACGUGGAGUGGGUCUGUGGGAGUUUGGACCCGCACACGGGACACGGACGGCUUCCUUCCCAGCUGCCCAACAAGCAAGGCUUACUCCUACUUAAACACAGUCGGCCAGGAUGGCGGUCACCCCGCGACGCGUCCGCCUCAAGCCGUGGCUGGUGGCCCAGGUGGACAGCGCUCGGUACCCGGGUCUGGUUUGGGUCGACCGGGAGGCCAUGCGCUUCAGGAUCCCCUGGAAACACGCCACUAGACACACACCCCAACACGAAGACGAGGACACCAUAUUUAAGGCGUGGGCUGUGGAGACCGGGAAGUUUCAGGAGGGAGUUGAUGAACCUGAUCCCGCCAAGUGGAAAGCCCAGCUUCGGUGCGCCCUGAACAAAAGUCGGGAAUUCAAACUGGUCUAUGACGGCACCAAAGAAGUCCCCAUGAAUCCCUUAAAGGUGUACGAUGUCUGCGACAUCCCACAACCCAACAGUGACCAAACUCCUUCAGAUGCAGGAUCACAUACUCUCUACGAUGAGGAUUUUGGAGAGGAUCCCACACCAGAUUCUCUUCGCCCAAAUCCAUCCACUGGCACCAGUCCUUCUCCACUCAUGUGGCCUCUGAUGGGUUCCAAUUCUUCCAUCCAGCCUCCCUGCUGUCCACCUUCGAAUGAGGUCUGGCCCAGAGAGGAGCCCGCAGAUGUAGAGCUGCCCCCCACAAACAUGGAUGAGCUGCCCCCUGCCCCUCUGCCUGACCCCAUCCUGCAGCCGGCUCCUCUUUCUGACGUCUUUGCCUCUCCAGAAACGUGGAUCAGCUCCCUCCCAAUGACAGACUUGGAGGUCCAGUUCCUGUACAGAGGGAAGGAGGUGUCUCCCACCGUGACUGUGAGCAACCUGCUGGGCUGCAGGCUGUUCUACGGGGACCUGGGGCCCAUCCUCAACCAGGAGGAGCUGUUUGGACCCGUGAACCUGGCACAGCUGCGCUUCCCGACCACGGAGCACAUCACCAACGACAAGCAGAGGAUCUUCACCAAUCGGCUGCUGGAUGUGAUGGACCGAGGUCUGAUCCUGGAGAUCAGGGGCCACGAUAUCUACGCAAUCCGCCUCUGCCAGUGCAGGGUGUACUGGUCGGGCCCCUGCGCUCCAAACCCAGCGGCGCCAAAUCUGAUAGAGCGGCAGAAGAAGGUCAAGCUCUUUUGCCUGGAGUCGUUUCUCAGCGGUGUUAUAGCGCAGCAGCGUGGCCAGGCGACCAGCCCUCCUCAGUUUGAAAUCAGCCUCUGCUUUGGAGAGGAAUAUCCCGAUGGAAGACCCAAAGAGCGAAAACUCAUCAUGGUCCAGAACCACCAGGGCCAGGCUCUGCAGUCAGUGAAGCUGUGA